UCCCUGACUGGGUCACGCUGCAGCUGUUCCUCGCUCCCCGGCCUGGCCACGCCCUUUCAUUAAUAAAUGACCGUAAUGAAAGCGGAGUAAUUCCGCGCGUGGGAUGAUGAAAUCUAUUGGGAGAGAACGAAGAAGGAGGGGGCGUGGUUUAUGGCUACACAUUCAGUCUCAUUGCCCAGAGAAUGAUUGUUGUUCGUAUAAAUAGGGCAGCUGACAAGUGUGGAAGAUGCUACUACUACUCGCACAGGUGCCCCCUGCCUCUAAGCUCAGGGCAACAUGGCACAGACCCUCAAACUGGGCACCGGCAGCAGGUCCUCCCCGCUCUUCCGAGGCCUCCAGGAGCUCUGGGCUGACACUGUCCUCAAGAAUUCCGAGAAAGUCAUCAAACGGCACAAGUCAUUGGCAGAGAUGCCCGGACCCAGCACAGUCAGUUUCAUCUCCGAUCUCUUCUGCAGGAGGGGACUGGCACGGCUACACGAGCUACAGCUGGAAGGGAAAGCCAAAUUUGGGCCAGUCUGGAAGGCAAGCUUUGGACCUAUUCUGACUGUUCAUGUGGCAGAAGCAUCACUAAUAGAGCAGGUCCUUAGACAAGAAGGGAAGCACCCCAUUCGUUCAGAUCUCUCGUCAUGGAAAGAUUACAGGCAGUGCAGGGGACACUCAUUUGGACUCCUUACAGCGGAAGGGGAAGAAUGGCAGCAAUUCCGCAGCAUUUUGGGAAAACAUAUGCUUAAGCCCAAGGAGGUGGAAGCAUACACUGAUGUUUUAAAUGAUGUUGUUGGAGACCUCAUAAAAAAACUUAAAUAUCAGCGGAGCCAAAACCAAAACAACGUUGUCAAAGAUAUAGCCAAGGAGUUCUACAUGUUUGGACUGGAAGGAAUUUCCUCAGUGCUUUUCGAGUCCCGCAUCGGCUGCUUAGAGCCCAUUGUACCCAAAGAAACAGAGAAGUUCAUUCAAUCGAUCAACACUAUGUUUGUGAUGACUCUUCUUACCAUGGCUAUGCCCAAAUUUCUACACAAAAUAUUCCGAAAGCCCUGGCAAAAAUUCUGUGAAUCCUGGGAUUACAUGUUUGCAUUCGCCAAAGGACACAUUGACAAAAGAAUGGCGGACGUUGCACAGAAAUUAGCGCAAGGUGAAAAAGUGGAGGGGAAGUACCUCACCUAUUAUCUGGCACAGGAAAAAAUUCCAAUGAAGUCCAUUUACGGCAAUGUCACAGAACUUCUCUUGGCUGGAGUGGACACGAUUUCAAGUACUCUUUCCUGGAGUCUUUAUGAGCUAGCCCAUCAUCCAGAAAUCCAGUCUGCUGUGUACAGUGAGGUCAAGGAGAUACUGCAAGGCAAACUAAUCCCAUCAUCAGCCGAUGUUGCCAGAAUGCCUUUACUGAAAGCUGUUGUAAAAGAGGCCUUAAGACUGUACCCUGUUAUUCCUGGCAAUGCUCGUGUUGUAGCAGACAGAGAUAUUCAAGUGGGAGAAUAUAUAAUUCCAAAGAAGACACUUAUCACCCUUUGUCAGUAUGCCACCUCCAGAGAUGAGAAUGUCUUCUCAAAUCCCAAUGAAUUUCAUCCUGAACGCUGGCUAAAGAAAGAAGAUACUCACCACCCAUAUGCCUCUCUUCCAUUUGGAUUUGGCAAGAGGAGCUGCAUUGGAAGACGGAUAGCUGAACUAGAGGUUUACCUGGCCCUGGCAAGGAUCCUUAACCACUUUGAAGUUAAACCUGAGCAGCCAGGCAGCCUUGUCAUGCCAAUGACUAGAACUCUGUUGGUGCCAGAAAAAGAAAUCAACUUGCAGUUUCUGGAGCGAUGACUUGAGCCAGUGCUUAGCGUGGAUUAAAAAGGACUCCUGUGUCAACACAAGAAUUAAUGUGAAAUAUGGAACAAUCCAGUUUGGUCCUGGUUACGGGAAGGGUCUAAAGUUGGGUUUAUUGGUAGAAAUCUCAAUCUCAAAUAGGAAAAUUCACACAUUUCUUUGAUACAAGUCAAAAAGGGCUCUGAGCCCUGGAGUGUGAUAUCCAAGUACUGGUCACUGGUGUUUUUCCUAACUCAGCAAUCUCUGUAUCCACCAGAAAGUAAAAUAAGCCUGGCUCCCACCUGCCUUUCCUUUUGUAAGAUAAAUAUUUGUAAAUCCCAUAAUACAUGAAAUAAUAGUGUACCCACCAGUGUAGCUAAUAAUGAAUUGGAGCAAGCAACCUCUUUGCUCACAGUGUCUAUUUAAUGUAUAGAAAAGGAGAAGCCUAAUGGAAGAGACAUGAAACAAAUCACUUAAAAAUGUCUGUAAUUUACUCAUUAUGCUGGUGUAAUAAUUUUGUAUUUGUGAGUCACCAUCAUCUUCUUGUACAUCAAUUAGAAAUAGCAAGAGCUACGCACAUCUUAAUGUGUGACCUUACUUGGUUACUUCCCAUUCAGCAAUUUAUUUUAGUAAUGAGGAACUAUUUGUAUAUAUUUAAAGCGUAUUUAUUUAUAUGUAUAUAUUGACCUUUUACCAAAGAGUUUUAUAUUUUGAUCUCCAUAUUUAAGCCUAAAUACUAUGUAUUUGAAAUAUUUUGUAUUUAUACAUUGGGGACACAUACUUUGAAGUUAUGUGAGAAUAUUGUGAAUCAAAUAACUUUUUUGUAUUUAAUAUAUAUUUAUUAUCUUGAGCUAAUAAAUAUGAACAUUUCU
Molecule: messenger RNA, 2654 nt
Organism: Xenopus laevis (African clawed frog)
Lineage: Eukaryota; Metazoa; Chordata; Amphibia; Anura; Pipidae
Gene: cyp27b1.L
Product: cytochrome P450 family 27 subfamily B member 1 L homeolog
Exons: 9
Coding region: 277-1800 (507 amino acids)
Biological process (GO): glucocorticoid biosynthetic process; cellular response to peptide hormone stimulus; cholesterol metabolic process
Cellular component (GO): mitochondrial inner membrane
Molecular function (GO): oxidoreductase activity, acting on paired donors, with incorporation or reduction of molecular oxygen; monooxygenase activity; heme binding
Source: RefSeq, a predicted model, not a curated record